This is a messenger RNA of Monomorium pharaonis (pharaoh ant), 3381 nucleotides long. RefSeq names its product AP-1 complex subunit beta-1 (gene AP-1-2beta). The record is from RefSeq and is a predicted model, not a curated record. Bases 327 to 3149 code for a protein of 940 amino acids. Gene Ontology annotation, biological process: intracellular protein transport; vesicle-mediated transport. Gene Ontology annotation, cellular component: membrane coat; clathrin adaptor complex. The transcript is spliced from 12 exons. Gene Ontology annotation, molecular function: clathrin binding. NCBI's taxonomy places the organism in Eukaryota, Metazoa, Arthropoda, Insecta, Hymenoptera, Formicidae.
AAUCAGAGGCGAGUCGCUUAUCGAUAAUAGGAAGAACGGUUUCGUGAACGGUUCCCGUGUGUUGCUGGCAGCAGCAAAGUGACAUAAGGUGCCCCUGGUGGGUGUAUCAUACGUCGUCCGAUCCAGCGAAAAAGCACAAGGUUUUCCGGGGGGCGGACGCGGCGACGUCACCCGUCUCGGUUCGCGGAAUAAAACAUUCGAUCGGUCUUUCCUCGCCCCUUCACCCCGCCGUCGUCGUCGUCGUCGGCCGCCGGCACGCUGUGUUUAAAUAGACAGGUAAUUAAUGAAGCACACGGCGCGAGCAGCUGCGGCGGCCCCCGCUCCAGAUGCAACCAUUCGAGAUCCUACACAAGAUGACGGACUCAAAAUAUUUUACUACGACGAAGAAGGGAGAGAUAUUUGAGCUCAAGUCGGAAUUGAACAAUGAGAAGAAAGAAAAGAAGAAGGAAGCUGUAAAGAAGGUCAUUGCUUCCAUGACAGUAGGAAAAGAUGUAUCUGCACUGUUUCCCGACGUGGUAAACUGCAUGCAGACCGACAAUUUGGAGUUGAAAAAGCUGGUUUACCUGUAUCUGAUGAACUAUGCCAAGAGCCAACCAGACAUGGCCAUCAUGGCAGUCAAUACGUUUGUUAAGGAGCUAGCGACAUCUCCGAUGACAAAGGACUGUGAGGAUCCAAAUCCGCUGAUUCGUGCGUUGGCAGUUCGCACGAUGGGCUGUAUACGCGUCGACAAGAUAACCGAGUAUCUGUGCGAGCCGCUGCGUAAGUGCCUGAAGGACGAGGACCCGUAUGUGCGCAAGACCGCAGCUGUGUGCGUCGCCAAACUUUAUGACAUUAACGCGGCCUUAGUAGAGGACCAGGGAUUCUUGGAUCAGUUGAAGGAUCUGCUGUCUGACAGCAAUCCGAUGGUUGUUGCAAAUGCGGUGGCUGCUUUAUCAGAGAUCAAUGAGGCCAGUCCGAGUGGUCAGCCGUUAGUAGAAAUGAACGCGCAGACCAUAAACAAGCUACUGACAGCGCUCAACGAAUGUACAGAAUGGGGCCAAGUCUUUAUCUUGGAUUCACUGGCAAAUUACUCGCCCAAAGACGAUCGCGAGGCGCAGAGCAUUUGUGAACGAAUUACUCCACGUUUAGCGCACGCUAACGCCGCAGUCGUGCUUUCUGCUGUCAAGGUAUUAAUGAAAUUAAUGGAGAUGCUACAGUCCGAGUCGGAUUUCGUUGGCACACUUACAAAAAAAUUGGCGCCUCCUCUUGUCACACUAUUGAGCUCCGAACCAGAAGUGCAGUACGUUGCAUUGAGAAACAUUAAUCUCAUCGUGCAAAAGCGGCCGGACAUUUUAAAACAUGAGAUGAAAGUGUUCUUCGUCAAAUACAACGAUCCUAUUUACGUGAAAUUGGAGAAGCUGGACAUUAUGAUUCGUUUAGCGUCACAAGCCAACAUCGCGCAGGUCCUGUCGGAGCUGAAAGAGUAUGCUACCGAGGUCGACGUGGACUUCGUGAGGAAGGCUGUACGGGCCAUCGGUCGCUGUGCUAUAAAAGUCGAACCAUCAGCAGAACGUUGUGUCUCCACGUUACUAGACCUGAUACAAACCAAGGUUAAUUACGUUGUUCAAGAAGCGAUUGUGGUAAUAAAAGACAUCUUCCGCAAGUAUCCUAACAAGUAUGAAAGUAUAAUUUCGACUCUGUGCGAGAAUUUGGAUACGCUCGAUGAGCCUGAGGCGCGUGCGUCCAUGAUAUGGAUUAUCGGAGAAUAUGCAGAGCGAAUCGAUAACGCUGAUGAAUUGCUGGAGAGCUUCCUAGAGGGAUUCCACGACGAGAAUACACAGGUGCAACUGCAGUUACUCACAGCGAUUGUCAAACUGUUCCUUAAGAGACCCACAGACACGCAGGAAUUAGUUCAGCAAGUGCUCAGUCUAGCCACACAAGAUUCCGACAAUCCCGAUCUACGAGACCGUGGUUUUAUCUACUGGCGACUGCUCAGCACUGAUCCGGCAGCGGCUAAGGAGGUAGUGCUCGCGGAAAAGCCAUUGAUUUCAGAAGAAACAGAUCUGCUGGAACCGACCUUGUUGGACGAAUUGAUUUGCCAUAUCUCGAGCCUAGCAUCCGUUUACCACAAACCUCCCACAGCGUUCGUAGAAGGCAGAGCAGCUGGUGCUAGGAAGUCGUUACCCGCUAGAAGCAACUCGAAUGAGGACUCUAGUCGCACAACUACACAAUCCCAUGCGCAAGUUAUACCCGCUCAGGACUCUCUAAUCGGCGACCUUCUGAGCAUGGACAUUGGUGGACCGACGAUGGUCCAACCAGCGCCUGCACCACAGUCCUCAGGACUAGGAUUGGAUCUUCUAGGUGGUGGCAUCGAUGGAAUCCUGAACGACAGCACGACUGCGCCAUCAGCUGUUUCCCAGAGCACAACAGGUCUACUUGGUGAUAUAUUCGGCUUCAGCCAAGGUCCCACAUCUUACACAGCUCCCAAAGUUAACUGGCUACCAGCCGAAAAAGGCAAAGGUUUUGAUAUCUGGGGCACAUUUUCGAGAAAGAAUGGACAAGUCAGUAUGGACAUGACUUUCACUAACAAGGCGAUGCAACCUAUGGGAGGAUUCGCGAUACAGCUCAACAAAAAUAGUUUUGGAUUAACACCAGCGGCCCCGUUACAAGUGCCGGCUCCUCUAAGUCCCGGAUCGAGUAUAGAAACGAGUAUUAUACUUUCCACCUCGGGCGCGGUACAACGAAUGGAGCCUCUGAAUAACCUUCAAGUUGCUAUCAAGAAUAACAUUGACGUUUUCUACUUCGCCUGUCUCGUACCUAUGAAUGUAUACUUCACAGAAGAUGGACAAUUGGAUAAAAGAGUGUUUCUUUCCACUUGGAAAGAUAUACCUGCACAAAAUGAGGUACAGUAUACGUUAAACGGAGUAAUGUUGACCGCGGAUCAAGUGGUGCAAAGAAUGCAACAGAAUAACGUCUUCACAAUUGCUAAAAGGAAUGUGGAGGGACAGGAUAUGCUUUAUCAGUCUCUCAAGUUGACAAACAAUGUCUGGGUAUUGAAUGAAUUAAAAAUCCAACCAGGCAAUCCCGAUGUUACGUUAUCCCUGAAAUCUCGAUCUGUAGAAGUCGCUUCUGGAGUAUUCCAAGCAUACAAUGCGAUUUUACAUUCUUAAGUUUUCUCCUUUUUUUGGUUGAUUAGGAUAUUGCUAUAAGAUGUGAAUUAUAAAAGACAUAAAUGUGAACGUGCAGCAGCUUAUUUAUAGGAGCUAUCUAUGUACAUCCGCAUGAAACUUGAGAGCAUCAUUGAAACAGUACUACAGGAAUCUCUGUUACAAAUUGUCGAAUUUAUUAUUAAAAAAUGAUCACAGGCGUGUAUGGAAAUAAAGAUUUAUGAUCAUAUAUAUA